GAAGUACUCUCAUCACGGCAAGCUUUCCGUCAAGGAAUCUUGACCUUGAGCGAUCAUUGCAUCCCUCCUUACAGCCAUUUUGCAAAUACGAGCAGAUCUCUUGUCGUAAUCAUGAAAGCCUCCGAUGCUGGGCUUUUUCUUUUGGUGGCUCUGGUAUCCCUAACACAUCUCGACGCAUUCGUCUUUCCGGCUUCAGCGUCUCGGCUUCUUCCGAUGACGACAAGUAGCCCGACUGCUUUUGUCUCGGCACGACAAAUACUAUUUGGAGUCAAUAUGGCCAAGGACGGCAACAUGCCAACGCUGAAACGAGUUCCUGAAGAUAUGGAAGGCGUUCCGACGCCGUUUGUUGAUGUCGUCGGCAAUUCGUUCAUUGAAUGCUUCGCCGAUUCGGUCGCCUUUGUCGACGGCAUUGAGUACACUAUUGGCGUCCCUUGCGACUAUUCCGUCGCCCUGUGCUAUUUUGGCGAUGACGACCAGCUCGUUCCGGUUGAAUUGGACGAUGCCCUCAUGGAUGACAUCUUUCCCAUGGCCGAAUCGAUUGUUGCCGAAGAAUUUGGGGAAGAGCUCGUCUUGCAACGGACUCCACAAACCCUCACCUUGGUUGGUGAGCUCGAGGACGACGAUGACGAAGAGGCGCUGCAACGUUUUGAAGAAGGCGAUGAGUCGUCGAUGGAGGACGAAGACGACGAAGAAGAAGUCGAGGUGUUGCUGACGUUUGAGCACCGUAACCAGGAAUUCAACCUUGUUCGUUUGUUGGACCCGAUCCUGUUGGUUGGCAAAGUAGACCCGUCGCAGCCCGAUAAUCGUAUACUCUUGACGCCAGAAGAGUCGGACAAGGUCAUGCCUAUUUUGGAAGAGCUUUUCCUGGAAUUUCAGGAUGAACCGGAUGAUGACAUGAUGCCCUAA
Messenger RNA from Phaeodactylum tricornutum CCAP 1055/1, 906 nucleotides. RefSeq lists its product with no specific name. The transcript has a single exon. The record is from RefSeq and is a predicted model, not a curated record. NCBI's taxonomy places the organism in Eukaryota, Bacillariophyta, Bacillariophyceae, Surirellales, Neidiaceae. Bases 112 to 906 code for a protein of 264 amino acids.